This is a messenger RNA of Salvia hispanica, 1754 nucleotides long. Its product is annotated as abscisic acid 8'-hydroxylase 4-like. Gene Ontology annotation, molecular function: (+)-abscisic acid 8'-hydroxylase activity; heme binding; iron ion binding. Gene Ontology annotation, biological process: sterol metabolic process. The record is from RefSeq and is a predicted model, not a curated record. Lineage: Eukaryota; Viridiplantae; Streptophyta; Magnoliopsida; Lamiales; Lamiaceae.
AACCUUAGUCAUUAAUAUAUCUCAAUACCUCAAGAGAAAGAUAUGGACAAUUGUUCCAUCUUUCUCCCCGUCUUGCUCGUCAUCUUCUCGUAUUUUAUUUCAUCAGUAUACAUUAAAAUAAGACGCAAUGACGGCAAGACUAAACUCCCGCCAGGCUCAAUGGGCUGGCCCUUCAUCGGCGAAACCCUCCGUCUCUACUCCCAAGAUCCAAACAUCUUCCUCUCCACCCGACACAAAAGGUAUGGAGAAAUCUUCAAGACUCACAUUCUAGGUUACCCUAGUGUGAUGCUAGCGGGCCCGGACGCGGCCCGAUUUGUCCUGGUAACUCAAGCCCAUUUGUUCAAGCCCACUUUCCCAAAGAGCAAGGAGGCCUUGAUCGGGCCGGAGGCCCUUUUCUUCCACCAGGGCGACUACCAUCUCCGGCUGAGGAAACUCGUUCGGGCCGGGCUGUACCCGGAGUCGCUCCGCAGGCUUGUCCCGGGAGUCCAGGCGGCCGUGGUUGCAGCAUUGCGCUCGUGGGCAGACGGUGGAGUAGUCAACACUUACAAUGAGAUGAAAAAGCUGUCAUUCGAAGUCGGCAUCCUAGCCGUUUUUGGACACCUCGAGCUUGGCUACAAACAGGAGUUGAAGAAAAAUUAUGGUGAAGUUGAGAGAGGCUACAAUUCUUUCCCAACAAAUUUGCCAGGAUCCACAUAUAGAAAGGCCAUGAAGGCGAGGAAGAAGCUGAGCGAAAUUAUCGGUGAGAUAAGCAGAGAAAGAAGGGAGAAGAAGGUGGUUGAGACUGAGAAGGAUUUACUGAGCUGUCUGCUGAGCUCUAAAGACGAAAAUGGCGGAGCUCUGAGCGAUGAACAGAUCGGUGAUAACGUAAUCGGAGUUCUGUUUGCUGCGCAAGAUACAACCGCCAGCGCCAUGACGUGGCUAGUUAAAUACCUUCAUGAUAAUCCUAAGCUUCUGCAGGCUGUCAAGGCUGAGCAGAAGGCGAUAUACGAAGCCAACGACGAAGGAGAGAGUGUUUUGACGUGGAAUCAGACAAGAAAUAUGCCCUUAACUAACAAGGUGAUCAUGGAAACCUUGAGAAUGGCAAGCAUUAUUUCUUUCACUUUCAGAGAGGCAGUCACGGAUGUAGAAUAUAAAGGAUGCCUAAUUCCAAAAGGAUGGAAAGUCAUGCCUUUGUUUAGGAAUAUUCAUCACAAUCCAGAAUUCUUUGCCGACCCUCAAAAGUUUGAUCCAACAAGAUUUGAGGAUUCACCAAAACCAAACACGUUUUUCCCUUUCGGAGGUGGAGUUCACUCUUGUCCCGGUAACGAACUUGCUAAGCUGCAAAUGCUCAUUUUGGUGCAUCACCUAGCUUCUCAAUUCAGGUAUGAAUUGGUGGAAUCUGAAAGUGGGAUUCAGUUUGGACCAUUUCCAAUUCCUUUGCAUGGACUCCCAGCCAGAUUUUGGAGAGAAAAAGAUGAUGAAGAAGAUCAAUGGACCAAACAAUCUCUCAUCACAUCACCAUAAAAUAUUGUCACAUUGCUUCAUCACAUUAAUUAUUAUUGUUGCCUUUUUUGUUUUCUAAUCUCAUUUGCAUCUAUGUUGGAGAGGGAGGUAUAAAGAUACAUCCCUCUAGUUUUUUUCUUUUAAUGUUCAAAUUCUAGUUUGCAAGACUGCAUCAAUUGCAGCUAGCAUGCAAGAAUUGUAUGUACUAGCUAUUUAUUAGAAAUCAAAUUAGUAUUCAAUUUCAAUAAUAUAUAUAGUCAUUUAAAUAAAAA